Messenger RNA from Nerophis ophidion (straightnose pipefish), 2636 nucleotides. It is a transcript of the gene cnga3a, whose product is annotated as cyclic nucleotide gated channel subunit alpha 3a. The transcript is spliced from 9 exons. The record is from RefSeq and is a predicted model, not a curated record. Gene Ontology annotation, biological process: monoatomic cation transmembrane transport. Lineage: Eukaryota; Metazoa; Chordata; Actinopteri; Syngnathiformes; Syngnathidae. The coding region runs from base 48 to 2240 and encodes 730 amino acids. Gene Ontology annotation, molecular function: protein-containing complex binding; intracellularly cGMP-activated cation channel activity; intracellularly cAMP-activated cation channel activity. Gene Ontology annotation, cellular component: plasma membrane; intracellular cyclic nucleotide activated cation channel complex.
GACAUAUCGUAGCUGGCAACAGCAAGACUGGCGUCAAGACCGACAACAUGGCAAAAGUCAACAGUGAGAUUUCCUUUUCGACCAGACACCGCCUGUCCAGUCCCACUUCUGACGAGGAGCUGGCCGUCAUCGAAAAUGGAGACAGCGGGUCUCACCGUCUUUGUGAUGAGAAUUUCGAGAGGGCGCUGUCCUCCAAGUCCAAAAGAAAUGCUUUCACAGGUCAGGGGGCGAUGGCCAGGCUCUCUUACUUCUUCUACAUGCUGCGCACCUGGGUAUUUAGCAGAAUGAACCCCGAGGUAAUAGAGAGGCACGAUUCUUUCCUGGAGCGCUUCCGAGGCCCGGAGCUGAAAGAUAUGUCCAGCCGGGACAGCAACGGCCACUCCCUGGGGCCCAACGAAGCCCUAAACAGGAAGAAUCUUGCUAGUAAGUGGCCGCUAGCUACUUACAACAUGAACAACUGCAACAACACAGAUGACAAAAAGGAGGACAAAAAAGAGGUCAAAAAAGAGGAGGCGAAGGAUGAUAAGAAGGAUGGCGACAAAAAGGGAGAGGAGAAGAAAGAUGAGAAGAAGGACGAGAAGAAGGAUGAUAAAAAGGACGAUAAAAAAGAUGAUAAAAAGAAGGAGGAGCCUCCGAAGGAGAUCUGGAUCAUGGACCCGGCAGCCGACAUGUACUACAGGUGGCUCACGGUCAUCGCUGGACCCGUCUUUUACAACCUCAUGAUGAUUGUCACCAGAGCCUGUUUCAACGAACUCCAGGAACGCUUCACCAAACUCUGGAUCUUCCUGGACUACACCUCGGACUUCAUUUACUACACAGAUACGUUCGUCAGGUCCAGAACAGGUUACCUGGAGCAAGGCCUGCUGGUGAAGGACGGCACUAAGCUAAGGAGCAAAUACAGGACGACCUCUCAGUUCAAGUACGACAUGAUUUCCAUGAUCCCCACCGAUUUACUUUUCUUAAAAUUUGGCUACAACAACCCCGAGUUCCGGUUCAACCGCCUUUGCAAGAUAUCCAGGCUUUUUGAGUUCUUUGAGAGGACAGAAACCAGGACCAGCUUUCCCAACAUGUUCCGUAUCAGCAAUCUUGUACUCUACAUUCUCAUCAUCAUCCAUUGGAACGCUUGCAUGUUCUUUGCCAUCUCCAAAACCAUCGGUUUUGGGUCGGACACUUGGGUGUAUCCGAACAUCAGCCAUCCUGAGUACGGUCGUCUGGCCAGGAAGUACAUCUACUCGCUGUACUGGUCAACGCUGACCCUCACCACCAUCGGGGAAACGCCUGCACCAGUGAAAGACGUGGAGUACCUCUUUGUCAUCGCCGAUUUCCUCACCGGCGUACUGAUCUUCGCUAGUAUCGUCGGUAACGUCGGCGCCAUGAUCUCCAACAUGAACGCCUCCCGUGCCGAGUUCCAGGCCAAGAUCGACUCCAUCAAGCAGUACAUGCAGUUCCGAAAGGUCACCAAAGACCUGGAGGCCAGGGUCAUCAAGUGGUUUGACUACCUGUGGACGGAAAAGAAAACCUGCGACGAGAAGGAGGUCUUGAAGAACCUACCGGACAAACUCAAGGCCGAGAUCGCCAUUAACGUGCAUUUGGAUACACUCAAGAAAGUGCGCAUUUUCCAGGAUUGUGAGGCGGGACUUCUUAUCGAGCUGGUGCUCAAGCUGCAGCCUCAAGUCUUCAGUCCUGGUGAUUACAUUUGCAAGAAGGGAGACAUCGGCAGGGAGAUGUACAUCAUCAAGGAGGGAAAGCUGGCCGUGGUGGCCGAUGAUGGAGUCACCCAGUUUGUAGUGCUCAGUGAUGGGGCCUACUUCGGGGAAAUCAGUAUUCUGGGCAUCAAGGGCAGCAAGGCGGGGAACCGAAGAACUGCCAACAUCAGAAGUGUUGGUUACUCCGACCUCUUUGCUCUCUCAAAGGACGACCUGAUGGAGGCGCUCACUGAGUACCCAGACGCCAAGAAGGCCCUGGAGGAGAAAGGAAAGGCCAUCCUCAUGAAAGACAACCUCAUCGACGAGGCAGUGGCCAACGCUGGUGCCGACCCCAAAGACCUGGAGGAGAAGAUUGACAAGUUGCAGGACAACCUGGACGUCAUGCAGACCAAGUUUGCCAAGCUGAUGGCUGAGUUCACCUCCAACCAGACUAGGAUGAAGCAGAGGGUCACAGAGAUGGAGGCCAAGGUGAAGGCCAUCAAACCUGAGGACCUGUCUGAAGUAGUAGCUGACAAGGACAAGAAAGUCCAGUAACACCUGAGAGACACGUGAAAGACGUUUAUUUAUACGAUUUCAAAUUGUGUACAAAUUCCACAGGACCAACUUUGUCGUGCAAAAUGUUUAAAAAUCCCAAAUAUUAAGUAAGCUUAUCAUUCAUAGACUUGAAAGUAGCACGGUCCUUCUUCCAGACCCUUUGGAAAAACCUGAAUGAUACCGUUUGAUACUGUACAUACAAAACUGCAUGACACUACUCACUGUAUUUGUCUACUCUGUCAUUUUAUAGAUAAAAUAAAACAGCACCACCAAUUUUGGAGUUGAAGUCCAUCAAGCUGUUGAGGGAGUCCAGUUCGGAGGCUUUAGGAUCUCUGCUCGUUGUGGAGGACAGUCACCUGAUGCCCACCGGUAUUUGUUGGGUUGGUACACAGAUGA